AUGGAGAAACAAGAACUGGAUCACUUCCCUGGGGGCGCGGAACGGGUGGCCUUUCUGAUUUCUUUUUUCACAGGGGAAGCGAGAGACUGGGCUAUCUCAGUCACUCAGGAAGGAAGCUCCUUGCAUGCCAAUUUCCCGCGCUUCCUGGAUGAAAUCCGUAAGGAAUUCUGUGGCCCCAUCCCCUCACGCGUGGCUAAAAAGGCCAUCCGUAAGCUCAAACAGGGAGACUGUACCCUGGGCAGCUAUGCAGAUGCUUUUCAAUUCUUGGCCCAAUUCUUGUCUUGGGAUGACUGUCGCCUCCAAAACCAAUUCCUCAAAGGCUUGUCAUUUUUUUUCAGAAAGGAACUCUUAUGGUCAACUGAAAUGGCAGAUCUGGAUGAGCUGAUUCUUGAGUGUGUGGAGAUAGAAAAGAAAGUGCGUGCCUCCAAGGCAGCCCCACUCACUGGAAUUCAAAAUAGUGUCUACCAUUUUGUUCAAGUUCCUAAUGAGGAUGAAAAUGAAGGCGUGGAGUGCUACAGUGAGGAUGAGGGUGAAGAGGCAGGCAGGCACAGGCUUUACCUGAUGGACCAGAGGAAGCACAUGAACGUUUUCUCACAAGAGCUGAGGGAGGAGGAGGAGGAGGAGGAGGAGGAGGUGGAGGAGGAGGAGGAGGAGAUGAGGAAGGAGGAAGAAGAGAUGGAGGAUGAGGAAGAUGAGGAGGAGGAAGAUGAGUAUGAGGAUGAAGAUGAGGAGGAGGAGGAGGAGGAGGAAGAGGAGGAAGAAGACAAGGAGGAGGAGGAGAUGAGGAAGAAUGACGAUGGUGAUGGAAAUAAGUAUGAGGAGGAAGAUGAAAUUGUGGUUAGGGUCCUGGAGUCAGAAGAGGAGCAAGGGAGGGAGGAGAUCCAGCAUGUGUACGUGCACGACUGCAUGCAUGUACACCUGCAUGCACUUGCUGCCCACCAUCAUUGCCUACAUGGAGAGCUGGUGGAGAUGGAAGAGCCUGUCUUUGUUGAUACUUCAACCCAGACCAUUAGCUCUGGGAUAGGCUACCAUGCUGAGAAUUACCUAGGCUUAUCACCUUCCACACAUUCUAGCAGACAGAGGAACCAGAAUCAAGUCCCGCUUCUGGAGGGUAUUCCAGAUACCAAUGCUCCCUUCUCCCCUUCCCCGCCACUGAUUCACCAUGCAGGUGGCUUGGGGCAACCCCAAAUGGGAAGACACCCCUCAGUGCUAUUCUGCCUCACUCCUAGACAGGGAGGCCACCGAGCUCAAGGCCGAAUUCGAGUGUAAAUGCUGGGGGGGAGGUGGCCACGGGGAACACACCCUUCUACUGCACCCCUUGCCCUUGCUGUUGCUGCUGUGUCUGCCCCAUCUAUUGACCAGUCCUUAAGAAAGCUCCAGACCUGAAGAACUCAAAGAAGACCUGCAGAAUUCCAAACCGUUUUGCAACCACAACCAGAGACUGAAAUGUGCCCAACCAAGGCCAUCUAGGGAAGGAGAGGUCAGUAGUCACUGUUGUCUUGCCAGGGACUCAGCUCAGUCCUCACACAAGAUGGAGAGCAAGUU
Messenger RNA from Cricetulus griseus (Chinese hamster), 1545 nucleotides. Lineage: Eukaryota; Metazoa; Chordata; Mammalia; Rodentia; Cricetidae. The record is from RefSeq and is a predicted model, not a curated record.